AUGUUGACGGCUCCGCCACCGCCAUCAAUCGGCGUGAGCAAGGACCUGGUCGACGACCUUAACAAGAAUCAAGGGCCGCCCACACUAGCCAACCUGGAUGCACAGUCUUCAGCCAACAAUGGUAGCCACAGAACCGAUGUCUCAGGCGGCCUGGGCACGAUGGGCGUGGGCGGCAGCGACUCGGACAAGUCAGUGAAACCGAAACGCCACCGGACCAGAUUCACGCCCGCGCAGCUGAACGAACUGGAGAGAUCCUUCGCCAAGACGCAUUAUCCGGAUAUUUUCAUGAGGGAGGAGCUGGCCAUGAGGAUCGGACUGACGGAGAGCAGAGUCCAGGUCUGGUUCCAGAACCGCCGCGCCAAAUGGAAGAAGAGGAAGAAGAGCAGUUCCGUCUUCCGUUCUGCCGGUUCCCUCCUUCCCUCCCCUUCCCUCCCUCCCUUCCCUCCCAUGGGCGGCGACUCCUUCUGCGGGUCAAUGUUCCCUUCCUCAGAUACGCGCUGGACCAUGGGAGGCAUGCGCCAGGGACUCGGCCAGCUGGGCCAGGGAAGCAUGAGCAUCACUCAAUCCUUCAGCCAGUCUCUCGGCCAGGGCUUCGGCCAGGGUCUCGGCCAGGGCUUCGGUCAGGGAUUGGGACAAGGGUUAGGUUUAGGACAAGGCCAAGGACUCGGGCUGGGUCAGGGCCAGGGGCUGGGUCAGGGGCUGGGUCAGGGACUGGGUCAGGGACUGGGUCAGGGGUUGGGAGGGUCGACGUCGCCGCUGCCGUCGGGGCUCUCGAACAUGGGCGGGUCUCCCCCGACGUCUAUGUAUCAGCCUCACUACCAAGCUUUCUCCUCACUCAACAACGCCUUGGGUGAGUACGCAGGAUCACCACUAAACUCCCCAGGUCUCCCCAACGGCUUAGGUUCCCCAGCAACACCCCCCCACAGCGGUUCGUCCUCCCCGGCCACACAGCAGCAACAGCAGUCCCAACAACAACAGCUCAGCGGAGAUCUGCAGCAGAACUGUGGCAUGGGGUCGAUGGGCAUGGGCAUGGGCGUGGGCAUGGGCGGCGAGGACAUGUGGAGAGGGUCGAGUAUCGCCCAGCUACGGCGUCGGGCUUUUGAACACUCCGCCUCCAUGGCCGUCUUCAGGAACAUUGCAGCGGACACUUUGGACGAUCGAUAUCAGGCAACACCGCAUGAGGCCGAUCUGUUCCACAACGAUGAACACUUUAGACUUUACCUGUGUACCCAGUUCAAUAUUACAGGGGAAAAGAUAUAA
Messenger RNA from Penaeus indicus, 1260 nucleotides. RefSeq names its product homeobox protein orthopedia-like. Bases 1 to 1260 code for a protein of 419 amino acids. NCBI's taxonomy places the organism in Eukaryota, Metazoa, Arthropoda, Malacostraca, Decapoda, Penaeidae. The transcript is spliced from 10 exons. Gene Ontology annotation, molecular function: DNA-binding transcription factor activity, RNA polymerase II-specific; DNA binding. Gene Ontology annotation, biological process: regulation of DNA-templated transcription; neuron differentiation. The record is from RefSeq and is a predicted model, not a curated record.